Molecule: messenger RNA, 816 nt
Organism: Dentiscutata erythropus
Lineage: Eukaryota; Fungi; Glomeromycota; Glomeromycetes; Diversisporales; Gigasporaceae
Source: the annotation of a GenBank genome assembly
AUGGGAUAUCAGACUUUGGAUGUAGCGCUAUCGUUCAAGAACAAUCUCACUCCCCUAAAAAGCUCCAUUUUAAUAACCGAUACGUUAUCAGCACAGGGGAACUUUUUAGUUCAUCAUUUUAUUGUAAAUCAGAUCAAAGCUGAUAAACACGUUAUUUUGGUUGGUUUAGCACAAAUUUUCAAUCAUUACUUAAAUAUUGGAAGAAAGUUGGGCGUGAAUUUAACUGUUGCUUCUCAAAAAGGACAAUUUUCUUUCAUAGAUGGGUUGACUUCUUUAACAAUAAAUUCUUCUACAUCAUUUCCAACUUCUAUGAUAACUCCUUUGUCAAUUACCAAUUGUACUAAGGAAACUUUAUUAAAUUUCUACAGCGUCAUAAAAAAAAUCAUAACAACACACCAUGCGUCAACAAAUUCAAAUGUUUUAUUAAUAUUUGAUGAUUUGAGUGUAUUAGUUUAUUCUGGAUUUAAAGUAUGCGAUGUUUUAGAAUUCUGGGGAGCUUGUCGUGUAUUAAUAGAAAAGUACGAUGGAACAUUAAUUUCUCUAAUCCACGCUGAUGAAGUAUCAGGAUUGUCGAGCACUGACAAUAUCGACUUUGAUGAUGAAAUUUUUGUAAAGUCAUUGAUAUAUAAAUCUGAAUAUUUAUUAUCAGUGCGUGGUUUAGAGUCUGGAUUUAGUAGAGAUGUGUCUGGUGAGAUAACUAUCGCUCGUGGUCCGAAAAAUUUUGAAAAGUGGUUUAGGCCUACCGCCUUACAUUACAAGAUACUUGACAAUAAUGUACAAUUUUUUGCUAAAGGAUUUUCUCAAGGCAUUUUUUAA